AUAUGUCGCAGCGUGCGUAUUCUACUUCCGGAUCGCGAAUUCCUCAAUGGACUGGAAACGUACUAUUUUCUCGCGAUGCCGGGUGUUUUCUUUGUUUAUCUUGUGCGCGUCUGGUUUUCCCUACUACCCUUCGCUGGCGCGCAUGCCUUCCGCCGGCCCUCUGGAUGCUUCGGCCCGGAAUACCUCCUGCCGAUCGGUGGACACCAAUAGCCGGUACCGGAUGCCACCGUCGUUGACCAGACGCUUCACCCUCCUUGCGGUUGGCUUUAUCCGCGCGAGAGAGCGCGUGACGACGGCCGGCCACUCCUCGCGUUUGACGGACCGCCACCGUGAGUUGUCCGCCGACCUCGUCUGGGGCCACGAUGCCUGGCGCUGGAGCUCGGGCCGGCGCGCCUCCGCCCGCUCCCCUGGGCACGACGCCUGUCGGCCCAGCUUCGGACGCUCGCCCUGGCCGGGUUCCAGCCAUCGCCAAGGACCUCUCUCCCAUGGCUCCGUUCAAGUGCUCGAGCAGCAGUUGCAGUUCCUAGAACAAUAA
Drosophila miranda is the source of this 535-nucleotide messenger RNA. RefSeq lists its product as uncharacterized. Bases 47 to 535 code for a protein of 162 amino acids. NCBI's taxonomy places the organism in Eukaryota, Metazoa, Arthropoda, Insecta, Diptera, Drosophilidae. The record is from RefSeq and is a predicted model, not a curated record. The transcript is spliced from 3 exons.